GGGUCUCGGGAACCGGUCCCUAGCUGCUGUGCUGCGCAUGUGCAGUUCAUCUUCAUUGUUCGCUCCCGCGUCCCGCUGCGCUCGGAGGAAUCCCUCAGAUCCUCAGGGUCCACUCGUCGCUCAGAGACCCGGUGCCCAGCCUCUGCAGCUCUCCAGGGACAGAUGGACAUGAACACAGCCCAGGGACAAGUGUUGUUCAAAGAUGUGUGUGUGACCUUCACUCAGAAGGAAUGGCAGUUGCUGGAUGCUGCCCAGAGGCACCUGUACAGGGAGGUGAUGCUGGAGACCUACAGGCACCUGCAAGCCGUGGGCUGCAGUGUAAGCAAACCUGAGCUGAUACGCAAGUUGGAACAGGGAGAAGGUCCUUGGGAAUCUCCAGGUCGCAGCCUCUUAGAAGUCUGGGGAGCCAAUAACAUGGCAACAAGCCAAGGAAAUGAAGACGAAUACUUGAGUCAAGUUUUAUUUGUCAACAACAAAACACUAACUAAGAAGAAAAGCAAGGAUCUAAAAGAAAUAGUUUAUCUGACCACAAACUCAGUGGCCUCAAGAGAAAGACACUGUAAGUGUCACUCAACAAGCUUGGGAAAUGUUGAAGGACUAAUUACUGAUAACACAAACUAUGCAAAAAAGUUUGAUGGUUUAGGAGAGUCUAAGUCCCUUGAAAGUAAGCUUGGAAAAGAUCACAUAGGAAGCAAAACCUGGGAAGCUGAUCAAAGAAAGAGACCCCACAGUCCUUUCGAGGGUUUUGCUCCACGUCAGAAGGCCUUGCAUUCGGAGCAGCUUCUUGGAUAUUCAAAUUCUGGGAAGACCUCAGACAGAAAGACAGGCUCUGUUAUGCACGAGGCAGCUCACACAGGACAGGAUAGUAAAUGCAUGCAAGUCACCGCCCACAAGCUCAGGUUCCAGUCUUUUCUAAGAACCCUUCGAGAAAGGAAGGCACAAGAGGCCAACAAAGGUGGGAAAUCCUCAUGUGUGAAGUCAAAACAUGAACAUUCAAGAACUCACCCAAGGGAGAAGCACUGUGGAUGUGAUACGCUUGAGAAAUCCUGUCGUGAGAAGUCAGAUCUUAUCCGACAUGAAAGAGUGCAAUCAGGAAGAAAGACUGGCGAACGUAACGCAAGUGAGGGAGCCUUAAGAAACUCACCCCACAGCCAAAAUGGGAAAAUGCACGUCGGAGAAAAUUCAUGUGAGAAAUAUAGGGAAACCCUUCAUGGAGAGACAUGCCUUACUAAGAACCGGAGAACCUGCACAACAGAAGAACCCAAGUGUGCCGACAGCCACACAGCCUUAAAGAAGUCACGCCCAGCCCUAACUCAGAGAACUACCCCCAAAGAGAAAAACCGCAAAGGUAACGAAUGCAAGACAUCCCCGACCGCCGUCCUCAAGGGAUCCAAAUGCACUCAGCGUCAGGGACCAUCCCUGGAGGAGGAGCCUGAUGAGGGGGAGGAAAGUGGGAGAUCACCCCUGGGUGAAAACCAGAGUGCUUGCCAAGGUCCGAAAGCCCAUGAGUGUCGCAGAUGUAAGGAAAGCUGUGCUAAGAAAGCAGGUCUUACCCAACACCAGAGCUCACACCCGGAGAGCAAACCCUACGCUUGUCACGAGUGUGACAAGUCCUUCCCAGUGAAGGCAAACCUCACCGAACACCAGAGGACUCACACCGGAGAGAAACCAUAUGAGUGCAGCGAGUGUGGGAAGUCCUUCUGCCAAAAAUCCGCCCUCAAGAUACACCAGAGAACCCACACGGGGGAGAAACCUUUCAAGUGUAACGAGUGUGGGAAAACCUUCUGCGUGAAAUCGAACCUGACACAGCACCAAAGGACUCACACCGGAGAGAAGCCUUACAAAUGCAGCGAGUGCUGGCGAUCUUUCUGUGUCAAGUCCAACCUCGUCGUGCAUCAGAGAACCCACACAGGAGAAAAACCCUACAAGUGUCCCGAGUGUGGGAAAACCUUCUACGAGAAAUCUGCCCUCACCAAGCAUGAGCGGAUUCACACCGGGGAAAAACCCUACGAGUGCAGUGAAUGCAAGAAAAGCUUCAGCCAGAGGUCAGCUCUUACCAAGCAUCAGAGAAAAAAACACAAGAAGAAAGCGUCUUCCAGUAGCCUUCAUGGGCAGACACCAGAACCGACGAGUGAAGCUCGCUGAACAUCAACAAAAUCCAAGGGUGGGCCUGAUGCUACCAUGGCAACAGAUAUAGGAAAGCAUUCACUAACUGGUUAUAAGUGAUAGAAGCGAGACAAUUAAUGUAGGAUUGAAAGCAUAAGAAUGUUUCAAAUACAUGAAUGCUUUCAACAGGUAUUCAAUGUUGUUGAAGGAAAAAAAAUCUAAACUUUUAAUGAAUAUGGAGAAAAAUGUCCUUGUGGAAAUAUUGUCUAACUAGAAGUUAUAUUUCAGAUGUGACGUGAAACUCAUUACAUGACAGAUAACAGAACGCCAUCUGUUCUUAACAGAAAAUGAAAUAUGGAUCUUUCAUAACAAGGAUAAUUUCGGCUACUGAUUCAGUUGUAAUAAACAGCCAUCUUUUGCCUACCCAUCUUGAUUUUCUUCAGCAUAUUCUCUCCUUUGCUUCCUAGAAGUUUAUUUAAUUUUUUCCAUAAUAAAGAGGACAUUGACCAAGAAAAAAGAACUACAGUGGAAAAGGCCAAAAAAAAGUUUAGGAAUCUAAGCAAUGAAAGUAAAGAAGAUGCCAGGAACAGCUAAUGGAAGCAACAUGAGCAAGGAAUCUCUAUGUCAAAGAUGGGGUCAUUUAAUGCUGAGUUAAAAAGAUUGUGCAGUGGCCAGCAAGGUGGCUCGGUGGUAAGGGCUCUUGCUACACAAGCCUGAGGACAUCAGUUGAUUCCUGGAACCUAUGUAAAGGUUGUCCUCUGACUCCAAACAUGCACUGUGGCACACACAUGUUCACAUGCGCGUGC
Messenger RNA from Microtus ochrogaster (prairie vole), 2912 nucleotides. RefSeq lists its product as uncharacterized. The record is from RefSeq and is a predicted model, not a curated record. Gene Ontology annotation, cellular component: chromatin; PcG protein complex; transcription regulator complex. Gene Ontology annotation, molecular function: RNA polymerase II cis-regulatory region sequence-specific DNA binding; DNA-binding transcription factor activity, RNA polymerase II-specific. NCBI's taxonomy places the organism in Eukaryota, Metazoa, Chordata, Mammalia, Rodentia, Cricetidae. Gene Ontology annotation, biological process: regulation of transcription by RNA polymerase II.